This is a messenger RNA of Dunckerocampus dactyliophorus (ringed pipefish), 4187 nucleotides long. It is a transcript of the gene amph, whose product is annotated as amphiphysin. Gene Ontology annotation, biological process: synaptic vesicle endocytosis. The transcript has 21 exons. Gene Ontology annotation, molecular function: protein binding; phospholipid binding. The record is from RefSeq and is a predicted model, not a curated record. The coding region runs from base 65 to 3499 and encodes 1144 amino acids. Gene Ontology annotation, cellular component: synaptic vesicle; plasma membrane; cytoplasm. NCBI's taxonomy places the organism in Eukaryota, Metazoa, Chordata, Actinopteri, Syngnathiformes, Syngnathidae.
UACACGCGCACCCUCCCCCCUCGUGACUGUGUCGGUGUUAAUCCGCGUCUGUCAGAGCGGCGUCAUGGCGGAUAUCAAAACGGGAAUCUUUGCUAAAAAUGUGCAGAAGAGACUGAACAGAGCACAGGAGAAGGUUCUGCAGAAGCUGGGAAAAGCGGACGAGACCAAAGAUGAACAGUUUGAACAAGUUGUCAUCAACUUCAGGAGACAGGAGUGUGAAGGUUCGCGGCUGCAGAGGGAGAUGAAAGGCUACCUGUCUGCCAUCAAAGGGAUGCAGCAGGCCUCAAUCAACCUGACCCAGUCUCUCCAUGAGGUCUAUGAACCAGACUGGCAUGGAAAAGAUGAUGUCAUGACUAUCGGGAAGGAUUGUGAUGCAUUGUGGGAAAACUUCCACAAUAAGCUGGUGGACUCUACGCUGCUGAAUCUGGAUGAAUACCUGCUACAGUUUCCUGACCUGAAGAACCGUGUGGCCAAAAGAAGUCGAAAACUCAUCGACUUUGACAGUGCUCGGCAUCAUGUUGAAACGCUACAGGCAUCUGGAAUGAAAAAUGACCGCAAGAUGCUGAAGGCAGAUGAGGAGCUGAGAAAGGCCCAGAGAGUGUUUGAUGAGCUUAAUGUUGGUCUGCAGGAUGAGCUGCCAACUCUUUGGGACAGCCGAGUUGGAUUCUACAUCGGCACGUUCAAAAGCGUGACGAGCCUUGAGGCCAAAUUUCACCGUGAGAUUUCUCUGGUGUGUAAGCAGCUGUAUGAAGUGAUGAUGCAACUUAGUGAACAACAUGCUGACAAAAUGUUCACCAUCCAAGGAGCACCAAGUGAUUCUGGGCCACUGCGACUGGCUCGGACACCCUCACCACCGGAAGAAGAGAGUCCUCCUGAGAGUCCAGAUGCCACUUCCAAUCAUAUGCUCCGACCUGUCUCUCCUGGACCUCCGCGGCCCAGAUCUCCAGUACAGAUGAAAAAGGGCCCCCCGGUGCCUCCUCCCCCCAAAGUCACACCUUCCAAAGAGGUGGUGGAGGAGCAGAUCAUUGACCUGUUUGGAGGAGAGUUCUUACCUGCACCGUCACCAUCACAGCCCAAUGAGAGGCCUGGAGAAUCUCUUCUUGAUCUGGACUUUGACACCUUCCAGCCAGAUGAGAGUGUAUCACCAAUACCGCAGACUGCUGUGCCUUGGGAUACGUGGUCGGCGCAGCCAUCCAAGACUGCUGAAGAAAGCGGAUUUGUUGCCGACUGGUCAGCUGACUUUGGUCCAGCCAAUGGAGAGGCUGCUCCGGGAGUGGACGACACUGCUGUUCCUGAAGGGGCAGAGAGUGGAGAUCAAGCUGGAGAUACGCAUUGGGCCCAAGCAGAUGGUCCACAGCUGGCUGGAGAUAGAACCACAUCUUCUUCUCCACCACAGGACAGUGAAGCAGCAGAGGAUGAGGUUAGCAGCUGGGAUGGCGCUUCUCAAACAAACCCCAAACUUCUCUAUGGUACUGGUGAUGAAACUGAAACAGGGCAGGAAGACUCAAAGGGAAAUAAAUCAGAUGGGCGAGACCGCAGAAAGUCCACCCCUGGGCUAAUUUUUACUAAUGAGUAUGGUGAACAGAUUGAGGACUGCUCCACGCUUAUGAGAGAAAAGUGGUCCAGGUCUCCCGAUGGCUCGGGAUCUGAAUAUGAAACCGCUGAAGAAUUUGGAGAUGGGCUUCAAGGUGGUGGCUGGGCAAGUGCAGACGAUGAACCUGCACGGGAAGACCACCCUGCUGUUAGAUAUGCAGAAGGAGAGCAUGAGAAUGCCAUGGGAAGUAGAAGCAGUGGUGAAACAAAGACACACCGGAAACCUGCAGAUGAAAAGGAACCAAAACAAGCAGAUUUCAUGUUAGGAGAUGUUGGAAGUCAGGGAGGGGGCCCGUAUGAUUCACUAACCCUAACUGAAACACAGGGAGGGGGGACGUUUGAUUCUGAUCCUUUAGCUGAAACACAGGGAGAAGGUUCAUUUGAGUCACUAAACAUAACUGAAACACAGGGACGGGAGGCAUUUGAUUCUGAUCCUUUUGCUGAAACACAGGGACGAGGUGCGUUUGAUUCUGAUCCUUUUGCUGAAACGCAGGAAGGCGGGGCCUUUGAUUCUGAUCCUUUUGCUGAAACACAGGGAGGGGGGGUGUUUGAUUCUGAUCCUUUUGCUGAAACGCAGGAAGGCGGGGCCUUUGAUUCUGAUCCUUUUGCUGAAACGGAGGGAGGGGGAGCAUUUGAUUCUGAUCCUUUUGCUGAAAUGCAGGGAGUGGGGGCAUUGGAUUCUUAUCCUUUUGCUGAAACGGAGGAAGGGGGACCGUUUGAUUCUGAUCCUUUUGCUGAAAUGCAGGGAGUAGGGGCGUUGGAUUCUGCUCCUUUUGCUGAAACGCAGGAAGGGGGGGCGUUUGAUUCUGAUCCUUUUGCCGAAACGGAGGGAGGGGGAGCGUUUGAUUCUGAUACUUUUGCCGAAACUAAGGGAGGCGAGACAUGUGUUUCUGAUCCUUUUGCCGAAACUCAGGGAGAGGGGGCGUGUGAUUCUGAUCCUUUUGCUGAAACACAGGUUAGAGACAAUGCAGGUAGUUCAAAGUUAGAAGACAGUUCAGGAGAGAAAUUUUUUGUGGCCUCUGGAGAUGGAGGAAGCGGGUGGGAUCCUUUCGCCAACAGUCUCCUUGCAGCAUCUUCAGCAGCUGUGAUUGAUGCCAACGUAUCCUGGAAGCAAGUUAGCAAGAACAGCAGCUUUGAUCCUCCUAUCAAACACAGAACGACAACCACAGAAGUCCAAGAUGUACCGGUAAAUGUUCCUAAAAUUCGCAAGGAACCAGAAAGUUCCGACAUGUCCGAAGACGAGGCUGCAAACCUGAGACUUGGAAAGUUGUACCAAGAUCUAGCUAAAGAAAAGGAAGAGGAUGCUACCGGUCCAUCAUUCUUUGCGGCUUUUGAUCAAAUGAACGAAGUAAACGUUGGCUCAACGGAAGGUUCUAAGAUGUCCGGUCCAGUGCCCCCUGCUGGCGAGGAAGAUACAUCAGAAUGUCCUGCCCCUCCAAAGGAAGAGGAACUUACUGAGUCUGCUUCAUGUUUGGAAGAAAAGAAAGAAAGUCCUGUGGACGAAACUUCGGAAACAAUGCCCAUCCCAUCUGUGGUGAUUGAGCCCGCCUCCAGCAAUGAAGGUGAUGAUGACCGUGACGCUGACAUAAUCUCACCUUCGGCUAUCAGUGACAAUGGCGUGGCAGCUGAUAAACCUUCAAUCAAACCCACAAGUUCGUCUGCGGGAAUGGCAGGACUCCCUAGUGACUUUCUUUAUAAGGUGGAAACCAUGCACGACUUUGAGGCUGCCAACUGUGAUGAGCUGGACCUGAAGCAAGGUGACGUUGUCUUGGUGGUUCCCACUGCCUCAAUAGAAGACCAGGAAGCUGGCUGGCUGACAGGAUUCAAAGAAAGUGACUGGACGAGGCUUGGAACUGGAGCUCAAAAGGGACUUUUCCCAGAAAACUUCAUACAGCGUUUGGAGUGAGAAGGUUCUUCAGGACGAGGGAAAAUAAGCAAGAAGCAAUCUGGUCAGCAUGUACCAAUGCCUUUUAACUGAAACACUGCUGGACUAUCCCUAGCAUUAACUUUGAUGUGAUUCUCCCCCAUUUAAACAAAACAAGACACAUAAUUGUUUGCUGUCAUUAUUUUGUUUUUGCAUGUUUCCAUCAAAAAAAUAUUUUUGGAAGGAAAACAAAAAGUACCAUAUACUGUAUUGUACACCAACUGUUAACACUGUGUUGAAGUACUUUCAAUGUAAUUGAUCGUUUUUUUUUUUUUUGAAAAUUUUGUUACCAUAGAUAUGCUGUGGUCACAAUUUGUGGGGCUUUGGUCAUAUUUUUCUGAGAUAAGUAUCUGUGAAUUAACUUGUUUGAUCACUGUUACUGUAGUUUGGCAAAAACGUGAAAUUUCUUCCAGUAAUUAGCUUUUUUUAUGUAGUCCAUCAGACAUGUCAACAGUGCUAGCUUAAUUGCAACAUGGAAAAUGACUGAUGAUUAUUUCAAAUGAAGAAACAAUGUAUGAGUUCAGGGAAGAGAAUAACAAAUUCAAUAUGCAAUAUAUGUAGUUGGAUAUAUAUAUAUAGUUGGUUUGACUCACAUACUGUAUAUGUUUGUGAUUAGAUAUUGAAGUCAUAUCAUUGUCACCUAUCUGUCACAAUAAAAAUGUUUCAAUAA